This is a messenger RNA of Cladophialophora psammophila CBS 110553, 1746 nucleotides long. RefSeq lists its product as uncharacterized. The record is from RefSeq and is a predicted model, not a curated record. The coding region runs from base 1 to 1746 and encodes 581 amino acids. The transcript is spliced from 6 exons. Lineage: Eukaryota; Fungi; Ascomycota; Eurotiomycetes; Chaetothyriales; Herpotrichiellaceae.
AUGGAAACUGUCGCAGCGAUUCCACUGGCUUGUGCCAAUUGGACACCCGACGGCAACACCUGUGUGAACAACGGCAAGCUUGCCUGUGGAGGUUGUAGACUGCUCGCAUACUGUGGGAAAGCUUGCCAGAAGAACCAUUGGCCGGAACACAAGAAGGUCUGCAAAUCAUCGCUCAACAGGCCCGGUUGGCGCCCGCGAUGGGAACUCGACGGACGCGAGGCUGCGUUUGCUAGCGGUGAUGCUUCGAGGAACCUCCACAAUCCUUACGGAGGCGGCAAAUAUCUGUGGGGAAACGUACCGGCUAUUGACAUCCUACGACUCGAACAAAAUGAGGGCCAUAACUACAAUAAAGACCUUGCACUAUUGUUCGCCGCAUCGGGGGACCUACGAAAUGUGGUGAAAACGAUUGGGAGUCUACCGAAUCAAUAUCCUGGCCGAGUUCAAGUUUGCAUCAACGAUCGAGAACUGCAUGUCGUUAUGCGUAACGCUACCCUGCUUCUCCUCGCCCUGACAAGUCAAGACUCAAGGUCUACUGGCAGUGCGGCCGAGCCGUGCGCUUUGACAGAAACCCUGAUUCAUGUUUGGUACUCGGCGUUGCUGCCUCCAAAAGUCUCAUCAGAGUUGCAAAUCCGAGUCAAACCACUAAUCGAUGAGGUCUGCCGUGGGAUUGCUCACAAACCGGCAGAUAGCCUCCUGGGGAAGACCUGGAGAUUUCCGUCCGGAAGUAGUCUGCGGCUUGUUCUAAAGAAAGAGGACUGGCUUCUGUUCCAAAGCUUCGUUGACAUGCCGAAAGGACUGACUGAGGACCAGGCGCGGAAAAUCCGUGUUGCGGUUACUCUUGCUCCCGAGCGAGCUGAUUAUCGAGAUCGCUGGUAUUUCAAGGAUGAGACGCCGUCUAUGCGAAUUGCUAAGCAACGGUUCCGAGAAGAUGGUCUCCUGCUACCCUUUGGGCAUCCGCGUCAUGAAUUCAGGAUCCCCAACCCGAUGUUCUUUCAAUCGUCCCAGGGCUGGCCCAUGGAUGAUCAAGCGAACCCUUUAUCGGGAUGGCCAGUUUGGGAACUGCGCCGGACGUCCUGGACGGCCUCGCAAGAUGCGUACGGAAAGCUGUUUGUUUACCUUGGCGUGGUCUUAGGAAAAUUUUUGCUUUUUCUCGACGCUGGCACAACUGAUUUUGAACUUUACAUUUGUGACGUGACAGCACUUCCGCAUCAUCUGGGUCUAAACCGAUACGAUAGGAUAGAGGUGGCCAACAUCUCCGAUGCAGGAUAUGUCGGAACCCGAGGAGUGCUCGCGACUCUGGUGCCACUACUCCGGUCACUCAAGCAGAAUCCACAUGCAGUGUUGAUCACACUCUACUUGAACGCAGUCAUGGAAGUCAUCAAAACAGGACCCAAAAAGGACCAGGUACCAGACGUGGGGCUUCUCACUCAAUAUCUACCAGGCCUUCGACUUUUUCCACCUCCUACGAACAACAGCGCCGAAAUGUUACGCCUCUGGGAUGCUCGUACUUUGGCACUCGAUGUGGAUAAAUUCUUUGAAAGAUAUAUGAAUAUCCAUCAAUUCCGGGAGAUGGAGAUCUCACGCGACCUGGAGGUGGAGAUGAAAGCCAACACUGUGACCGAAUCAUGGCCGACCCAGUUGAAGCUGCAACCAGGUCAAGAUGGUGCUCAAGAAGAGUUCGAUGUUCUGUUGGGAUCCAGUUUAACCGGGCUUGAGCACUAUGUCGAAUGGAAAAGGGCGAGAUAA